Molecule: messenger RNA, 1086 nt
Organism: Dichotomopilus funicola
Lineage: Eukaryota; Fungi; Ascomycota; Sordariomycetes; Sordariales; Chaetomiaceae
Exons: 1
Coding region: 1-1086 (361 amino acids)
Source: RefSeq, a predicted model, not a curated record
AUGCUCAGCGACAGCCCUCGGGAUCGUCGGGGUGCAUCUUCCUUGACGGCGUACGAUUCGGGCUGUUCCGUGACGGGGACGGUGAUUCUGAAAAGGGAUAUCUCGUUGGGAGAUGCGGUGGUCAGUCGGGGCCAGAGGGUCGUGAGUCUGCCUCUGGGUGUUGAGAAGUUGAAGAAGCGGAAACGGGCGUCGCGCCGGUCAUCCUCGUGGAGCCUGGAUUCAACAGACGGCCAGGGUCGGACUUUGGAUUGGCCUUUUGACAAAGACACAGGACGGAGUGCUGGUUGGCCUCUGCCUCCUUCUCACAAGGCGGGUCCAUGUACCACGGUAUCCCCCUCUCCCUCGCAGGGCUCAGAGCCCAGGCUAUCCAGAACCACCGACUCUAGCAGCGAAACACCAAGCGAUACACCCCCCGAGAAAAAACUAAGACUCAAAGUCUCCCGUGGCGCACUCGUCAAGCAACGCGGGCGACCAACUGGUCCCUCUUCAACCUCGUACAGCACCCACACCCACCGGUACCGUUACCCAACACCACGACGCAACCACCACCACCACCACCACCACAGCAUCACCAGCAACAACCAACCCUCCCUCCGAACCCGGACCCGACACCAACCAACCCAACCCCAGAAACGGCACGCAGGCAACCCCCCCAAAACCAAGGACCUCAUCCUCCAAGAUCUCCUAACCACAUCCCCGUCCCACAGCCGAGUCAACGGCCGAGCCCUACGCAGGUUAAUGAACCGGUUUCCGGAUUUGGAAAGAAGAGUUGUUGCUAUGUCUGAUUUGGAUGUGGGGUUUUUGGCUGCGAGGAGGGGGGGUGAUGGUGUCGGGCACGAUGCUGGGGGGAGGGGGUAUGAUGAUGGGGAGAGGGUAGAGGGGGACUGGGAUCUGAGACGGCUUCGUCGGGGGGCGAGGUUGAAGGGAAGGGUGGUUGGGUGGGUGAGACGGGUGAAGGAGGUUGUUUUGGGGGGAGGGGCGAAGUCUACGUAUAGGUGUGAGUCCAAGUUCAAGCCCAAGUUUGGGUCUAGGCCCAGACGUGGGUUGAGGCUUGGGUUUGCGUCUCGCUGGGGUCGGCGGAGGUGA